Molecule: messenger RNA, 1080 nt
Organism: Symbiodinium sp. CCMP2592
Lineage: Eukaryota; Dinophyceae; Suessiales; Symbiodiniaceae
Source: the annotation of a GenBank genome assembly
AUGGAUCGCGCCAAUGCCUGGCUGCUCGUGGGCAUUAGCUCCCUGGCUGUCGGGCUGCUCUUAUGGCGACGUGGGAGUUUUCGGAGCGGUACUACGCGCGAGGUGCCCGUACGUCCUUCAGCCAACGGUGCUGACAAGAAGUUGGCAGCACAUACUGAGGUUCGAAAGCCAACUUUGCAGAGUCCUGCGGGCCUGACGGCCGAAACAUUGAUAGCCUGGAUCGAUACUCUGACCAAAACUGACACCUUCGCCAUCCCAACAUUGCUGGAUUGGGUGGAGCAGUUGGCAACGGAGGAAAAGCAUGUGGAGCAUCUGGCACGCUGCCUGACGGCUCUGCAGCAGCUUAUCGCACCAGGCCAUGAACUGGCUGCAAGAGCUGUAGAAGCUGGAGUGAAGGCGAGCCACCUCGAACUUGAUAGGUCUCUUGAGCUCUUGAUCGUGAUUCUUAAGGGCAGCAGACGGCACAGUGGACCGCCGGCAACAGUUGGAGUGGUGGAUUUGGCGAUGCGCACAUCGCAAGGAGCUCUGGAUGGUGUUGUGUCCCGCACAGCUUACCAGCGCUGCUGCCGACUGCUGCAUUUCAUAGCACGAGGGACACUCAGCAAAGACCUGCUCAUCGCUGCGGGUGGUCACGACAUGAUACUGGAACUCAUGCGAGUUUUCGAAGAUGAUCCUGGAGUCAUGCUGGAGGGGUGCAGUUGUGUCCUUUGCCUGGUACCCAACUCCAGCUUGGAUGCAGAAAAGGCCGCCGAGUUGAUGAUUCGUUGUUUGCAGAAGUUUCCCGCGAACGGAGAAGUCCAGUGGCGUGCGCUGGCCACGCUCCAUGGGUUGAGAGACUGGGAGGCUUUCCAUUCAGGAGAGGUUGCACGACUGGCAAUGGCCGCUUUCGAGCAACAUCCCCGCUUUGAUGUGGUCGUGGAGUGGGUUGCCAAGGUCCUUUGCCGUUUGGCACCUCGUGCUCUCAAGACUGCAGAAUCCAACUGGUUAAAGCGCUUCAAAGAUGCACCUCACCAUUUGCGCAAGAGCAACAAGCAGGCCGAGCUUUCAGUGACGGAGCUGUUUCGCAAGAUCGGGAGCUAA